AUGGCAAUCUCCCAGCCGUCUUCCAUGUUCGGAAAAGACCUCGAGCCUGACGCAACGACCGUCAACAGUCAUGUCAAGGCAGAGGUAGUAGCAGCAGAACCACCAAAGCCCGCAGGACCCCCUCCACCACCUAAUGGAGGCACGAGAGCAUGGCUCCAAGUCCUUGGGGCCUUUUUCUUGAACUUCAACACUUGGGGUCUCUUGAACACUUUCGGCACAUUCCAGUCUGAAUAUAGUACGGGGUUGCUGAGAGACUCGUCGCAGUCUUCGAUUGCUUGGAUUGGAUCGCUGCAGGCGUUUUUGAUGCUGGUGAUUGGAGUUCUGUGUGGACGCGCUCUUGAUGCUGGAUAUUUCUACGUAGAUAUCGCUCUGGGUGUCUUUCUUGAGGUGUUCGGCAUGAUGAUGACUUCGAUUUGCAAGGAGUACUGGCAGGUUAUCCUGGCACAUGGCCUGUGUGUCGGCAUUGGCGCCGGAAUGUCAUUCAUCCCCAGUGUUGCCAUCGUGGGCACGUAUUUCUCGACGCGACGAUCCACUGCGCUGGGUCUGGCUGCCACCGGCUCAAGCGUCGGAGGCAUCAUCUACCCCGUCGUGCUGAGGCGUCUGAUCGUCCAGAUUGGACUGCCCUGGGCGGUCCGAGUCAUGGCGUUCAUCAUGUUCGGAACGCUUCUCAUCUCGGUUGCUGUUAUGAAGCCUCGUCUUCCGCCUCGCAAGUCAGGUCCGCUGAUCAACGUCGAGUCGCUCCGGGACACGGUCUUUGUGCUUUGGCUCUUCGCUGCAUUCUUCAUCUUCGUCGGUCUCUACAUCCCAUUCUUCUACGUCGAGCAGUACGGUAUCAACCUUGGCAUGUCGCGGGACUUGUCUUUCUAUAUGCUGAUCAUCAUGAACGCGGGCUCGGUCCCCGGCCGUGUCAUGCCGUCCAUCAUGGCCGAUAAGAUCGGUAACCUGUCGGUCAUGAUCCCGUCAGUCCUGCUCACUGGUAUCUUGAUGCUCGCAUGGAUCAGCGUGGAAUCUCAGUCGGGUCUGAUCCCCAUUUCGGUAUUUGUCGGCUUGGCAAGCGGCUCUAUUCAGGCCGUGCUUCCCGCGACAGUCGCCUUCCUUUGUCCCGAUCUGUCUAAGCUAGGCACCAACAUCGGCAUGACCCUCUUUGCGUCGGGUCUGGGAUUGUUGAUCGGUAGCCCUGUGGCGGGUGCGCUUCUGGACCACCAGCGAACGUCCAGUGGAGAUGUCUUCUGGGGCACGUUGACCUUUUCCGCGCUCUUUAUCUUGGCGGGAGGUGUGUGCUUGAUCAUUGCUCGCGUGGUCAAGGUGGGAUUCGUUUUGAAGAAGGCUUGA
Molecule: messenger RNA, 1332 nt
Organism: Talaromyces proteolyticus
Lineage: Eukaryota; Fungi; Ascomycota; Eurotiomycetes; Eurotiales; Trichocomaceae
Product: putative monocarboxylate permease
Exons: 2
Coding region: 1-1332 (443 amino acids)
Biological process (GO): transmembrane transport
Cellular component (GO): fungal-type vacuole membrane
Molecular function (GO): transmembrane transporter activity
Source: RefSeq, a predicted model, not a curated record